Molecule: messenger RNA, 1957 nt
Organism: Tyto alba (common barn owl)
Lineage: Eukaryota; Metazoa; Chordata; Aves; Strigiformes; Tytonidae
Gene: ECHDC1
Product: ethylmalonyl-CoA decarboxylase 1
Exons: 5
Coding region: 1196-1873 (225 amino acids)
Biological process (GO): fatty acid beta-oxidation
Cellular component (GO): cytosol
Molecular function (GO): enoyl-CoA hydratase activity
Source: RefSeq, a predicted model, not a curated record
UAUUGCCCUCCUCGGGAACAUUGUCAAAAUGUGUUACUUAAGUGGCUGAGACCAAGCCUAAGGUGGAAGAGCAUUCACUCUUGACUUGGUGCUGGGAAACUUACUUCAUAAGGAAUUGCAAGGAAAACAAGCAGGAAGGAAAAAAAAAAAAAUCUCCUAUGUGAGGAUGGCUGCUAACAGGCAAUUUCAGAACGGGAUGAGUUCUGUGCAUGCAGGCAUAGGGUCAAAAAACCAACACUUUGGCAGAAAAGGAAAGAGCCCUUGAGGAUAUUCAUCUGAAGCACAGUUCUAUCUGAAGAAGGUAGGGCUGCCCAUCUAAAUUCUUGAUGAAAGGAAGGUAAAGUUGAGAGUAUCAUCAGCUUGUAUGUAGCCUACUUUCUGAAAUUAGUUCCUGUAACUAUUUUCUCUCAAGAAUUCUAUUCUAUUAAGAAUGAGAGUGACAAGCAUUCAGAGAGGAAGAGAUUUAAGGUAAUGCUGGGUAAGCUCAGCUGGUGUGGAAGGUGUUGCAGUCUAGGACGAGCUCUAGAAACAGGAGUUUGUAGAGUUUCAUGGAGGGAAGGGUACUUAAGUGGACAUAUGAGAAUAUUACAUUUAAACUAGAAAUAAAAAGCUGGUACUGCACAAUCUAUAUAUUUGGAACCUAGGAUAUACUUUGUAAAGAGAACCUUUCUAGAAAGGCACUAGGGAGGGAAUCAAAGAUGUUUUAGAAAGAAUUUAUUUUUUUCCUUUUAAAAGAUAAAAGACACUUUGCUCCUAUUUUCAGAUAUAUCUUUAUUUUCUUUUGGAUGGAUACUUCUAAAUGCCUUUGUCCUUCAACAUAGUUUGCUCUUUAGCCUUUUUUUAGGAAUCUUUAUUAACGUUGGCUGGUUGUACCUUGAGCCCACCUUGCACACGAUGCUUUUCUGUAUUUUGCCAGUUCUUUGGGCAGGGUAAAAUGGCAGUGACAUCAAAAUGACUAGAUCGACAGACCUAGAUGGAUACCUAUAAGUUCAUGUGUCCUGAAUGUAUGCAAUUGCAAACAAAAAUAAACUGGGUAGAGUUUAUGCUUGCUGCUUUGCACUUGCUUCCUUGCACUUUUUUUUUUUUUUUCUUAAAGUGUACCACAAUUAUCCUUCAUGCAGAAUAUCCUUCAGAGUUUUGGGAAGUGCAUCUUUGAAAAAAUGUGUCAGUGCUUGUGCGUGGGAUUUAAGGUACGAUGAUGCUAGAACUCCAGGAGAGGGUAACUGAACUGGAAAACUGGAAGGAUGGCAAAGGCCUUAUCAUCUAUGGUGCAGGAAACACCUUUUGCUCAGGAUCUGAUUUGAAUGCAGUCAAAGCAAUAUCCAACUCCCAGGAUGGGAUGAAUAUGUGCAUGUUUAUGCAAAACACCUUAACCAGACUUAUGAGAUUGCCUUUGAUCAGUGUUGCACUAGUCCAAGGAAAAGCUCUCGGAGGAGGAGCAGAACUUACCACAGCGUGUGAUUUCAGGUUGAUGACGCCUGGGAGUGAAAUUCGAUUUGUCCACAAGCACAUGGGUCUGGUGCCAGGCUGGGGAGGAGCCGCCCGGCUGGUGCGGAUCGUGGGCAGCGGGGCUGCCCUCCGGCUGCUGAGCGGGGCUGCCGGGGUGGACCCCGAGAGGGCCAUGUGCUUUGGGCUCUCGGAGGAGACGCUGUCCUCUUCAGAUGAAACCGGAGCGUUAGAAGAAGCCCGAGCCUGGCUGAGUCAGUACACAGAGGGUCCAGCCAGUGUGAUUCAGGCUGUGAAAAAGGUGGUGACAGCGGGAAGAGAGCUGCCACUGGAAGCUGCCCUAAGGACAGAGAAGGACGUUUUCGGGACUGUAUGGGGUGGGCCUGCCAAUUUGCAAGCAUUGCUUAGAAGACCAAAACAUAAAUGACAGUCAAUGCGUAAGAAAUGGUCUUGACCUUUUUGCAAACUAAAGCUUUCACUAAAGUAGUCAUUAAACUGAAUCAUUUAAGAA